This is a messenger RNA of Bradysia coprophila, 1600 nucleotides long. RefSeq names its product sodium channel protein Nach-like. Gene Ontology annotation, cellular component: plasma membrane. Lineage: Eukaryota; Metazoa; Arthropoda; Insecta; Diptera; Sciaridae. Gene Ontology annotation, biological process: sodium ion transmembrane transport. The record is from RefSeq and is a predicted model, not a curated record. Gene Ontology annotation, molecular function: ligand-gated sodium channel activity.
UAGUAUUCAAUCGCUUGACGUCGAACAGGAUACUUGCGUGGAAAAAACAAUAAAACCGAACCAAUGAUUGCCAUCAAUGGUUCAACCAAAUGUAGCGACAUUUUUCGUGAAGCGCUUAAAUUCACUUGGUGCGAGUUUGUCGAGCGAACGACUAUCCAUGGAUUGCGAUACAUACUGGACGAACAGGGAAACAAGUUCACUCGUACCCUGUGGUUGAUUGUAACGGUAGUUGGGUUCAUUGCAUCGAAUGUACUGGUCGAUACAUUCUGGCUUCGGUACAAAGCCAAUCCGACACGAUUGAGAGUUGACUCGUUUCAUCAACCGUUGAAUAUGUUGGAUUUGCCAGCGAUAACAAUUUGUGAUGGACAGCAUAUCAAUGAGGAUCGUGCGAGGAAGUUUAUUGAUCAGUUAACUCUGCCAUCCAACGUUUCAAAAACCGAUUUACUCAAAUAUUUGGCCCAAGCAUCUGCGUUUACAGGCAACGACGCUUACAACGACCAAGAAAUGAGCAUCCUACAGACUAUUCUCAACAACAAUGAUAUGUCCGUCUCAACAACAAUGGAGGCAAUACAGACACCGUGCAGUGAUUUAUUGGUGCGGUGCCGUUUCGAGUAUCAAACUCGUCCAUGCAUGGAACUGUUCCAAGACUCGCUAACCUAUCUGGGAAUAUGUUGUACAUUCAAUGCCAGAGACAAUUUCUUGCAUACGCAGGAUUUUGGGCGUCGUGGCGGACUCUCAGUUAUGAUUCAACCGACAAGGAACAGUGUUUACUCAAAGUCGUAUUCCAGGGAAGUGAAACUACUGGUCCAUAAAAGUAUAGACUUUCCCAGCGAUCUGAGUGUGGUGGAAAUGUUGUCCCAUCAAAGCGAAAAUAAUGUUGAGGUUCACUCAAGCAUAACGAAAUGUUCAUCAGCUGUGCAAGCAUUAUCAUUCGACGAACGUGACUGUAUUCUAUCUACAGAGAAGCGUCUAAGAGUCUUUCAAGAAUAUACCGAAAAUAAUUGCAAUGUUGAGUGCCGUGCAGGGCAAAUAAUCCGACUGUGUGGCUGCUUGCCGUACAAUUAUCGCCUCAAUUCAAGAUCUAAGUAUCCGGCUUGUAAUUUUACAAAAAUCAACUGUUUGGUGGCGAAUUAUUUUGAAAUUCACGAAAGUCGAAUGCAUCAACGAGACACCUGCACCUGCCCACCGGAUUGUAAUUCAGUGUCGUUCGACGUAGCGAUAUCGAAGCUACCUCUAGUUACUUUCGCCGAUUUUACAGAGGACGAAUUUUACGACGGGCUAAAUGACAGUCAUUUGAUUGCACGAAUUUCUUUCGGGAAACAAGUUUACAGGGAGCUGCGACGAGACCUGCUGAUUAACAUCAUUACUUUAGCAUCUGGCCUUGGUGGAAUUUACAGUUUAUUCAUUGGAAUGGGAGUGUUGACAUUUUUCGAAAUCUCGUACUUUCUAACCAUUCGUCUGCGGUUCAAUUACAUUCAAAUAAGAAAUCAACGUGAAUCACUUCGCUUGAACGCUAGAAAAAUGUUGGCUAGUCGACUGAAGCGGAGGACCGUGUGGAAACAAAGUCAGAAAAUUGGGAGAAUAAAUUAACAUUUUGCUA